GUCGAAAACCUCAUUCACCUUGACCUUCGACUAUGACUUCCCUUCAACGAUGUCGUCUAUCUCUGCAUUCCUUGGGCCCAACGAACGCUAGUUCUUUAUUCAAUCUUUUCCGAUCAUUUUCGAUAUCGGCAUCAUCUGCCAAUUCCAACACUCAAACCGAAACGGCCGCCGAACCUUCACAGAGUUCGGAAUUAGUACUUCCUAAAUGGACACCCGGGAUUCGAAGAACAGGAGUUAUAGCUCGAAAGCGCGGUAUGACAAGCUUUUGGGACGCAGAUGGAGUUCGUGUACCGGUGACAGUGCUAGAGCUCGAAGAUGUUCAAGUGAUUGGUCAUAAAUAUCACGCCCGAGACAGUUACUGUGCUGUCCAGGUUGGAUGCUCAAAUCGGAAUACUCGGAAUAAUUUAAAUAGCUCGCAGAGGAAGUGGUUCGAGCAUGCAGGAGUUAACCCUAAGCAUCGAGUGGCUGAAUUUCAGGUGACAGAUGAGACCUCAUUAGUACCAGUCGGUACGGAAAUAUCUUCGGCCCAUUUUGUACCAGGCCAAUUUGUCGAUGUCAAAGCAAAUUCGAAAGGUAAAGGAUUUGCGGGUGUGAUGAAACGAUGGGGUUUCAGUGGAGGUAACGCCUCGCACGGAUCAACGAAGCAUCAUCGAAAAGCGGGAUCCACAGGUCAACAUCAGGAUCCAGGUCGAGUAUGGCCCGGAAAGAAGAUGGCUGGACGAAUGGGAAAUCAGCCCAUCACAGUACGGAACUUGCUGGUAGCUCGGAUUGACACCGCGCUGAAUGUAGUUUACGUGAAGGGACAAGUACCAGGUCCGACAAAGGGUUAUGUAAAGAUCUCAGACGCUGAGAAAGGCGUCCAUCGGGUCGGUCAGCACUGGAUUCGUAAGGGCUGGACUGGCCGGAAGGAAGAGGGUGAGGCAGGGAGCUGGGUGCUACCCGGUCGAAUCAAAAGUCUUCCUUUCCCGACCAUUGAUCGGCAAGUUGCAUCGGAAUGUCUUCCCGAACAGGUCAGCUUUUUGGGUGAAAGGAGGUUGAAAUGAUACAAUGCGCGUCAUAAUCUCGCACAUCUGUAUGUUUACCUAUGUAAUGAAUAAACAUAGACUUGUGCCUUGGCCCCC
Molecule: messenger RNA, 1121 nt
Organism: Melampsora larici-populina 98AG31
Lineage: Eukaryota; Fungi; Basidiomycota; Pucciniomycetes; Pucciniales; Melampsoraceae
Exons: 5
Coding region: 33-1043 (336 amino acids)
Biological process (GO): translation
Cellular component (GO): ribosome; mitochondrial large ribosomal subunit
Molecular function (GO): structural constituent of ribosome
Source: RefSeq, a predicted model, not a curated record